Molecule: messenger RNA, 480 nt
Organism: Prorocentrum cordatum
Lineage: Eukaryota; Dinophyceae; Prorocentrales; Prorocentraceae
Source: the annotation of a GenBank genome assembly
AUGUUGGAUUACACAGCCCGCGCAGAUCUCGAGGACCGCGCGUCCGUCAUCGAGGGCCUCUCGGCCUCCAACGUGGCGCUGCGCGCGGAGGCCGCCGAGGCCGCCGGGCGCGCAGAGGCCGCGGCCGAGCGGGCCGCCGCCGCGGAGGGCGCCCUCGGGGUGCUGCGGGCCUCGCGCGACCAGGAACGGGCAGAGUUCGACGCCAUGGCGGAGAAGAUGACAGCAGAGGCGCAGAGGGCGGCCCACCUCGCGGAGGCGGCGCGCGGGCUCCAGGAGGAGACGCUCGCGGCCAGGCAGGAGGCGGCUGCCGCCGCGUGCAGGGCCGAGGCCGCGGAGCAGGCGACCGCGCAGCUGCAGGCGAAGGCCGCGGAGGCCGAGGGGCUCACCGCGGAAUGCGCGAGGCUCCGCGCGGAGGCGCCGGCCGCCCUCGGGCGGAGUCCCGCCGCAGCGAGGAGAAGGCUGCAGAGGCGGUCGCCCUGA